This is a messenger RNA of Kickxella alabastrina, 1902 nucleotides long. RefSeq lists its product as uncharacterized. The coding region runs from base 350 to 1510 and encodes 386 amino acids. Gene Ontology annotation, cellular component: RNA polymerase I upstream activating factor complex; nucleus. Gene Ontology annotation, molecular function: RNA polymerase I cis-regulatory region sequence-specific DNA binding. Gene Ontology annotation, biological process: transcription initiation at RNA polymerase I promoter; nucleolar large rRNA transcription by RNA polymerase I. NCBI's taxonomy places the organism in Eukaryota, Fungi, Kickxellomycota, Kickxellomycetes, Kickxellales, Kickxellaceae. The record is from RefSeq and is a predicted model, not a curated record. The transcript has a single exon.
AGAUGCCUUUUUUUUGAAGAACGGAAAAAAGAGAGGCCUUUUUUUUUGCCGUCCCGCCCGCCUUCUGCCCCCAUCCACAAAAUCUUUUUUCUCUCCUUACGUGUGUAUGUAUGCAUGCGCGUAGAAAAAGAGAAAAAAGAAGAAAAAAAGAUUUUUUCCUCUUAUUUUAUCAAGUUUUAUCUCUUAUUUUCCAACCCACUUCAUCUUUCUUUUUUUUCUUCUUUGUGUCGCGCUUUUUUGCUCUCUUUCUCGCUAUUUCACCCUUUCUUUUUUCCUUUACUUUAUUUUUAUUUUUCCUUUCUCCCUUUUUGAACGCGUCACUUUUAAUUUUAAUUUAACUUUUUUGCCAAUGGACGUCAACACAUUGGCGCCCCGCAUUCGGGAAAUCCUGCAAAUCUCGGACCUGUCGACCGUGUCGGCCAAGAAGGUGCGGCGACAGCUGGAGCACGAGAUGAACGCGACGCUGGACGCGUACAAGGGUGAAAUCGACGAAAUCAUCAAGCACCAGUUCCAGCAGAUCCACAGCGAGAACCAGCAGCGCCAGCAGGCCCAACAGCAGUACGCGCACCAGUACGCGCAGCAGCAAGGCCAAAUGGGCGUUUACGGCGUCGGCGCACCCGGCGGCCUCCCUGGCCUGCAGAUGCCGCCCAACGGCUACGCCAACGUGCACCUGCCGCCGAGCAUGCCGCCAGCCAUGGUGCACGGCUCCGCAGCCGCCCAGGCCUCAGCCCAACCGCCGCCACCGGCUGCCGAAGACGCGGCGCCGAGGAAGCGUGGGCGGCCGAGGAAGCCCGAGAACGAGAAGAAGCAGCAGCGCAAGAAGCGCGUCGUCGACCCCGACAAGCCCAAGCGCCAGACCGGCCUGUCCAAACCAAUGAAGCUGUCGGCCGACCUGGGCGCCUUCUUGGGCCAGAAAUACUGUGCGCGCACGGAUGUUGUCAAGAACCUGUGGAAGUACAUCAAGGAGAAGGAUCUGCAGGACCCGGCUGAUAAGCGGUACAUUCUGUGCGACACGCAGCUUAAAACGCUCUUUGAGGUCGAUCGCCUGUACAUGUACACCAUGAAUAAGCUGCUCAACCAGCAUUUGGUCAAGCCCACGCCAGAGGAGAACGCCGAGGCCAUUGCGCUGCUGGGAUUGCCGCCAACCCACCCGGCUGCUGCUGAUAGCGCGGGGCUGUUGCCACCGGCUUCUGCUGUUGCUGCUGGUGCUGCCGCUGCCGCUGCUGCUGCUGCCGCUGUGGUGCCGUCGGGAUCGGUUGCUGCCGGUGCGCCGGCUGCUCCCGAUAGCCCUGCGUACAGCGAUGUUGGCACGCCGCCGAGUACUGGAACGCAGUACACGGCAGACAGCGCCGAGGAAGACGACGACCAGUCGAAUCCCGUGUCGCCCAAUGCCGAUCACCACCACCAGCAGCAGCAGCAUGCCGCCCAGAACAUCGCAUCCAGUGGCGGUGCUGCUGCUGCUGCUCCAUUGACGCUGCCCCCUCACCCUUCCAAUAUCAACGGAAACUAAACUGUGUAUCGUUACUUGAAAACAAAUGGUAUAUGUUCUCUUUUUCUUUUUUUAAAGUUACUAGUUUUUUGGUUAUUCGUUUUUUUGUUUUCCUUUUCUCUUCUUUCUUUACAUGUUUUCUUCUUAUUUCUUCAUAUCGUCAAAUUUUCUUUUUUUUAUACUCAGCCAAAUACCCAAAAAAAAUUCCCAAAAACACAAACCAACCCAUCACAAAUAACACUCGAUCAGUGCACUGCAGUUCAAUGCAGUUUAGCUCAGUUUAGCUUAGUUCAGUGCAGUGCAACGCAACACAAUGUGUGCAUCGCUCUCCUUCUCAUCCCUAUUUUUUUUACCCUAUUGCUAUUAAAAUGAAAUACCUCAAUCAUCAAUUCAAAUUUUUAAUAAUAAAAAGG